Messenger RNA from Pseudomyrmex gracilis, 3217 nucleotides. RefSeq names its product DNA polymerase eta (gene DNApol-eta). The transcript has 8 exons. NCBI's taxonomy places the organism in Eukaryota, Metazoa, Arthropoda, Insecta, Hymenoptera, Formicidae. Gene Ontology annotation, cellular component: nucleus; replication fork; site of double-strand break. The coding region runs from base 505 to 3072 and encodes 855 amino acids. Gene Ontology annotation, biological process: response to radiation; error-prone translesion synthesis. The record is from RefSeq and is a predicted model, not a curated record. Gene Ontology annotation, molecular function: damaged DNA binding; DNA-directed DNA polymerase activity.
GCAUAUUGUGGUGUUUCCAGACACAAAGGAUCCCACGGCACACGCACGCACUCGCGCAACACGGCGAUACUACGUGGAUCCCAUUUUCAGACUGAGAGUGAAUAUCGGAACGCAGCCACAACAACUCGACGAGUCUUUCCCGCCAAAUCUAUCAAGAUGGCUCCCGAACAGCUGUCUUCGCAGCUACACUUUUUUCUAACACCGCAACAUCUCUUCUUUUUCUUGAAAGAACUCGAGAAUAUGUCUGUCUUAUUUCAAGAGUAGAGAGAAAGUGUAGGAGUGUUACGUACACGCGCCAAAUCUCUGACAGGUGGUCUGGAAUUAUGAUCUGUCGUAUCUAUUGCAAUCUGGAGCAGUGCGUAAAAAUGAAAAGAACUGCGAAUAAUAUUAAUCGUCGGUUGUGUUAAUUGAGCGAUUUUAAGAAGAUGAUUGAUCAACGCAAACACGUGAUGUAAUUUAUUGAAUUUUUUUUGUGUAACAAGAGGGAAAAAUUUUCAAGAAGAGAUGGCGAAUCUUGGCAAAAGAAUCGUGGUUCUAAUAGAUAUGGAUUGCUUUUUUUGUCAAGUUGAGACAAAAUUGCAGCCGCAAUAUCAGGGACACCCGCUCGCCGUCGUUCAAUACAAUCAAUGGAAAAUGGGCAAAAUAAUAGCCGUUAACUACGAGGCAAGAAAGUAUGGAAUAACCAGACACAUGAGAGGCAAAGAAGCCAAAGAGAUAUGUCCAAAUAUAAUUUUAGUCACUGUGCCGUGUCUUCGUGGAAAAGCAGACACAUCUAGAUAUCGAAAAGCUGGUCAUAAGGUUAUCGAAGUUAUAAAGAAACAUUGUAAUGUAAUAGAACGCGCCAGUAUUGACGAGGCAUAUCUCGAUAUUACAGAUGUGAUAGAUAAGAGAUUAGCUACGAGCAAGAUGUCUCCUAAAGAAUUAAUGUUAUUGCUUGCGAAUACGUACAUUGUAGGCUAUUCGGAAAUUAAUAAAAAUGAUGAGGUGGAGAGAAAAAAUGGACUGGAAACUUGGAUAGAGGAUUCCUUUAAGGAAUUGCCCGAUAGUCAGGCUCAGAAACUUGCUGUGGCUGGUGUUAUAGUUGAAGAAAUAAGAGCUGACAUAUAUAAAGAAACUGGAUUUAAAUGUUCAGCUGGAAUAUCGCAGAAUAAAAUAUUAGCCAAAUUGGCGUGUGGACUACACAAACCAAAUUGUCAAACAAUUUUGCCCGAGGCGGCGGUUCCGAGUUUUUAUUCGACACUCCCGGUGAAGAAAGUUCGAAAUCUUGGUGGGAAGUUUGGCGACGUCGUGAUUGAAUCUCUGGGUUGCAACGUCAUGGGAGACUUGUUGCACUAUUCGUUGGAACAUUUACAAAAAACUUUUGAUGAAAAAACAGGAUUUUGGUUGUAUAAUCUCGCCCGAGGUAUAGACAACGAGCCCGUUACUAGCAGACUGCUGGCAAAGUCUAUUGGAGCGUACAAAACGUUUCCUGGAAAGCACGCUACUUCGGAAGUGCUGAGGCACUGGGCCGGUGAUCUGGCGGCAGAAAUUUGCGAACGACUGGAACAAGAUCUUGCGGAGAAUCAUCGACGCGCGACGUUACUCAUUAUCUCUUACACUUACUAUCAAAAUGGAAGUACCGUAUCCCAAACGCGCUCGUUCACUUUGAACUCGUACAAACCGGAGAAGAUCGCGAGCCAGUGUGUGGAUGCUAUCACAAAAUCGACACAAUGUCCGGUGACAUGCAUGGGCAUCAAUGCCAGUAAGUUUGUACCGGCAAAGGAGAGUAACAGCUUCUUAAAAUUUUUUAAAACUGUUGAAUCGAGAGAUCAAGACGGUGAUAAAGUGAAUUCUGAAAUUGACAAAUCAGAUAACUCACCCAAGUAUAAAAGAAAUUUCCAAUCGACGAAUACAGACGCGAGAGAAGAGAAAACUGUUACUCCUAUUGUACCGGCAAAGGAGAGUAACAGCUUCUUAAAAUUUUUUAAAACCGCCGAAUCGAGAGAUCAAGACGGUGACAAAGUGAAUUCUGAAAUUGACAAAUCAGAUAACUCACCCAAGUAUAAAAGAAAUUUCCAAUCGACGAACACAGACGCGAGAGAAGAGAAAACUGUUACUCCUAUUGUUAGCAAAGAAAAAGAAGCGAUAAAAACGAAAGAAGAGAAGUCCGAAAGAAGCAAAGAGUUGGCUACUACUGAAGAUUCGGUUGCAACAGCUAACAAGCCGAAGAAGGAAAAUAAGAGAAUCGUCAAAACUUCGUUAAAUAAGUGUACGGAAGAUUCGCCCACGUCGCAAAAAGUUUUCAAGCUGAUUCAGGUGUGCAACGAGCGCGACAAGAACAAACGUUUGUCGGGCGUGACAGUAGAUACCAAUGAUUUUCAGGAUUCGUUCUUUAUGAAUAUAUACAAGACAAAAAAAGAAACACGUUCUGAUGGAGAUACCGUGGAAGAGUCAGAGAGUGAGAAAGAGAUAGAUAAAGAAGAUGCGCAUAGUGAAAACAGCAAUGAUUACAACGCAAAUUCAGAUAUGCAAGAAAAAGCUCGUGAAAAGCCUUCCACGAGUCGCGCGUGUGCGAGCGGCAACAAUUCCGCAGAAGAGAGCAAGAAAGAAACUUCUGUACAAAAAUCCUCAGUGCGAUUGCGGGACAUAUUUCCCAAUCUAAACGAUAUAGAUUCCGAUAUUUUGGCCUCGUUGCCAGCUGAGUUGCAAGAGGAAGCAAAAGCGCACAUGAACUCGCGAAGCAAGAAGCAAGAGAGCGUUAAGAGUACACGGGAACUGACCAAGUCAACAAGAGGAAGACCCAGCAAAUUCAAGAUUAUCAACAAAACUGGCAAAAAAUCCAAUCCCUUGGACAACUUCUUAAUCAAGACCGAUUCGAGCGAACACGACGUACCUCUGGAACGAUGCGCUGAGUGCAAUCAAAUGAUACCUCUUACGAGGUUUAGCGAACAUGUGGAUUUUCACUUUGCACAGAAUGUGUGUCGAGAAAUCAACAGGCCGAUAACGAGCGAGAGUGGCGUAAAACGAAAACUCGGAGAUGCCGAGGACGUGAUUACGUCUGUGAAACGUCACAUGAACGAGAACUCAGUAUGACAAUUACGUUUCCUUCGUAGUCACCAUGCUGUUGAAUAUUUUAUCGUUAACAAAUACACUUUUGUAUCGAGAAUAAGAUAAUAGCAUGUAAAUUUUUUAAAAAUAAUAAUAACAUAUUAAUACUAACAUGUAAAUUAAGGUAUAA